UGGCAAGCAUACAAAAGGUGGAUCAAGAACAAGAAGAGGUUCCCAGCUUCCUUGGCAACCCGGGUUCAAUCCGAAGAAGGGCGCAAUAGCCUUUUCAAAGACUAUGUGGAGAACGAGGGGGACACAGCAAAGAUUACCGCCAAACACCUUCAAUCGCUAGAGGAAAAGUCCAGCAAUGGGUGCAGGUAUGGCUUCCGUUCGGAGAAGUGGAUCCAUGACCAGCACGGCACUGACAAGGGCAACAAAAUCAUUCAACGAAAGAAGGAGCAGGGACUCUAUGUGGAGGACCCGGAGUGCCCAGGGGAGAACCUCUGGUUUGUUCUGAUCAGUUUGGAUGUCUCCAACGUCCAGCAGUUCAAGAAGAUUACGUCUAUGGAAAUUUCAGGGGCUGCUUCGCCUGAAGUCUUGAAAGCGUUCACGGACCAAGGUGGGGUGCUCUCAGGAGAAGGCCUGAAAGGUGCGACAACAAGUGAUGGUGCCAUGAAGAAGGCUGUUGGCUUCAUGCAGACCGCGUGCGGUGGAUCAGGCAAGAAACCGCGGAAACCCAAAGGAGGUGACAACAAAGAGGAGGAUGGCAAAGGAGGUGAAAAGGUGGUGGCAAAGACUUGGGAGGAAAAGGCGGGUGCGCUCAUCACCAAAAUUCUUCGGGAUGCCAACACAUGCAGGGACAACGCUUUCAAGUUGAAGCCUCUGGAAAUGAGUUCAGAGCUCAUCAAACACUUGAAGGCAGUGGAGAUCCAGCUACAACGUGCAGCAUCUAAGUUGCAAGACCUUGUCAACAAAGGCUGCAAGAAGGGCAAGCACUACCAACCAAUCGUGGAUGAGGUGGACCAGCUUACGCAACUUGCCAAAGAGAAGAUUCAACUCGCCAAGGCGUUAGUCCGUGCGGCGGAGAAUGCCAAAAAGACUGACAAGAAAGAAGUCAAAGAGAAUGAGAAAACGGAGAAGCCUACGGCAGGGGAGAGGAAGUCUAAGGGGGCUUCCAAGACUAAGAAGUAG
Durusdinium trenchii is the source of this 999-nucleotide messenger RNA. The record is from the annotation of a GenBank genome assembly. NCBI's taxonomy places the organism in Eukaryota, Dinophyceae, Suessiales, Symbiodiniaceae.